AUAAUAAAAAAUACGAAUGCACAAAGAUAAAAUAAUAAAUCUAUUAAACAACAUAAAUUAAUUUUGUCAGUAUGAAAUUAAUAUAAAAAAUAUAUUCUACAAAUCACUAAACUGUAUGCACACCCUACUUAAAGUAUGAAGCCAAUUGUUCUCAAGAUUGGUUUAAGCCUCGCGUGUGAUCUUAAUUAAUGAAUACGAAUGAAUGACUAAGCUCAUUCCGUUAAUUUAUUUAUUAAAGCUCGGUAAGGGAAAGCAUACAAUAUGUUACUUUGGAUUGUGGUUCUCAAACAUGUUUUGUCUAACCAAAUUUUUUAACCCGCCACUGGAGAACAGUAGUUCUCCAGUGGCGGGUUAAAAAAUUGGUUACCUACUGGUGACCCUGGUCUCCUGUACCGUGGUUUUGUGUUCCAUGUAUUUCAUUUUUAAUAUUGUUUAUGCUAUUUUGAAUUGGAAAGGAUAUAAAAUUGGAUAUUCAUUUAGAAAGGACAUAAAAUGACAUAAAUAUUAAAAAACAGAAAAUAAAGGAUAUAAGAUUAUAUUGAAAGUCACAGUUGCGGAGUUGACUAACGGUAGAGUGCGAACAGGUUAUCAUACUAAUUUUAUAAAUGUGGAAGUUUGUUUAUUUGUUUCGAUGUUUGUUGGAAACGGAUUUUCUUGAAAUAUGGUAAGAAAACAGGGUAUGAGCUGACUUGCGUGAUAGGAUACUUUUUGCCCCACGGGAACGCGGCUAAAGCCGCUGGCAGAAUUUAGUAUGUAAAUAAAAACAUAAGACUUUAAAAAUGGCCAAAUAUAAACUUAUACUUUUUCCAUUGAAUUAUAAACAGUAGCUUACGUCCUUAUUUAUCUUUUUAACGUCCGAAUUCAAAGCAACUUUGAGAACCCCUGACUCUGAAGAUGAAGCCUUCACAAUUGUUCUGUAAUGUGAUGUAAAGUACUCUUACUCAGACGCAUGAGAAUCGAGUGGUCGAUUAAAUCUUUUCGAUGGAAUCGAUUGAUUUGUGAUAACUCGAUUAAUUUGUAGGAAGCUCUCGAUUUCUUUAGGAUGCCUACUUAAGUGUUUUCUACUGUGUGGAAUGAUGUAAGAUAAAAGUGAUUAUUAAUUUUUGAUGUAGGUAUUUGUUUUGUGUAUUGUGAUUCACUCACGAGGUGCUCUAAGAGAAAGACCUAGGGAAAGCGUCUCUCCCAAAAAUAAUUUAUUUAAAAUUUUAAAAUUCAUAUUUACAAAAUAGGUGCUCAUUAAAAGGCACUACCUGCUGGUAUUCAUCUUUCCUAUACAUCACAUCACAAUAUUGGCAACAUGGAGGCAGUGGAGGCGGUCAACGGUACACUGGCGCAGAUGAGGGCAGAGUUCCAGGAAAGGAUGGCAAGAUUUGAGGCCGGGCACAGCAGUACACCAUCCAAACUUGCAUCUGGCGGCACUUCAGCUCUGGCACAGGACUACUGGGCAUUCAAGCGAUUCACUCUGGAUGCGCUUGAGUGUCUGCAGCGGCAGAUGGAGUUUAUUGUCCGUGACAUGGAUGCACUGGAGAUGAGAGGCCGCAGAAAGAUGUUGCUGAUCCACGGAGUUCCUGAGGACAAGACCGAAAACACUGCACUGGUGGUCACAAGUAUGGUCCAAAAUAAAUUAAAACUAGACAGUUUCACUACCUCCAAUGUCCGUCGUUGUCACCGGAUGGGCAGCUUCACCGGCAAGUCAAGUCCCAGACCCAUACUGGUUAAGGUGCAGGAUGUGGAUACCCGGGACAAGGUCUGGCACAACAAGACCAAACUGAAGGGUACGGGUAUCACGAUAUCUGAGUUCCUGACCAAGACACGACACCAGGUCUUCAUGGCGGCGCGGAACAGGUUCGGUGUGACGAAUUGCUGGACGAAAGCGGGCCACAUCUAUAUCCUGGGGCCGGAUGGCGUCAGGCACCGCAUAGUCAGUCACAGCGAGUUGCGUGCGAUUGGCGAGCCUGCAGCUGUCCCCGAGCGGUCUGCGGCGGCAGUCUCCGAGCGAUCUCCUGCGGCAGUGGCACGGAGAGGGAAGCGCGGCGCCACUAAAAAGUGACUUCGUUAAUCCUGCUUCGUUCGGGUAACAAUCUCACUUCUUAUUUCCUUUGUCUUGAGGUAGUAAUCGAAUACCUUCACAAUAUAUUUAUUACUUCUUUAUGUAUUUAU
Molecule: messenger RNA, 2160 nt
Organism: Spodoptera frugiperda (fall armyworm)
Lineage: Eukaryota; Metazoa; Arthropoda; Insecta; Lepidoptera; Noctuidae
Exons: 1
Coding region: 1298-2050 (250 amino acids)
Source: RefSeq, a predicted model, not a curated record